AAGCCCUUGCUCCCGCUGCGGGGAGGAGAGUCUGCUGCCGAUAAGAUGGCGGACGGGGAGCUGAACGUGGACAGCCUCAUCACCCGCCUGCUGGAGGGCUGUAUUUGCCGCAGCUUUACAGCAUCUUCUGCUUUGCUGACCAGAAACCAUAUUAAUUAUGGAGUCAAAGGGGAUGUGGCGGUUAUUCGGAUUAACUCACCCAAUUCUAAGGUAAAUACAUUGAAUAAAGAAGUACAAGCAGAGUUUGCAGAAGUUAUGAAUGAAAUCUGGGCCAAUGACCAAAUCAGAAGUGCUGUCCUUAAUUCAUCAAAGCCCGGCUGCUUUGUCGCAGGUGCUGAUAUCAACAUGCUAGCCUCUUGUACAACUCCGCAAGAAGCAACACGAAUAUCACAGGAAGGACAGAGAAUGUUUGAGAAACUUGAAAAGUCCUCAAAGCCCGUUGUAGCCGCCAUCAGUGGAUCCUGCUUGGGAGGAGGACUUGAGCUCGCCUUAGCAUGCCAAUACAGAGUAGCAACAAAGGACAAAAAAACAGUAUUGGGCGUCCCUGAAGUGUUACUGGGACUCUUACCAGGAGCUGGAGGUACCCAGAGACUGCCCAAAAUGGUGGGUGUUCCUGCUGCGUUUGACAUGAUGCUGACUGGUAGAAACAUUCGUGCAGACAGAGCAAAGAAAAUGGGAUUGGUUGACCAGUUGGUGGAACCCCUGGGUGAUCGCCACAGCCUUGCUGAGCCUUUUACAACGCUGCUCCAUCACAGAGGCUAAGGCACGCCUGGCUGCAGCUCCUUCCGUCUAUGAGGUUAUCAGGAGCGCCCUCUCUGGGCCGGGUCAGAAGCGUACCACCCGAGCACUUGCGGACCCAACAGCCUAUAGUGCAGUAAAUUGAUGUUUCUGGGACCGUGAAGAGCCUCUGCCAUCGGUCCAGUCCCACGAAGACUUGUGCCAGCGAUACACGUGGUGGUGGGACAA
This is a messenger RNA of Microtus oregoni (creeping vole), 966 nucleotides long. RefSeq names its product trifunctional enzyme subunit alpha, mitochondrial-like. The record is from RefSeq and is a predicted model, not a curated record. Gene Ontology annotation, molecular function: long-chain (3S)-3-hydroxyacyl-CoA dehydrogenase (NAD+) activity; enoyl-CoA hydratase activity. Gene Ontology annotation, biological process: fatty acid beta-oxidation. Lineage: Eukaryota; Metazoa; Chordata; Mammalia; Rodentia; Cricetidae. Gene Ontology annotation, cellular component: mitochondrial fatty acid beta-oxidation multienzyme complex. The transcript is spliced from 8 exons. Bases 46 to 762 code for a protein of 238 amino acids.